Molecule: messenger RNA, 3198 nt
Organism: Mizuhopecten yessoensis (Yesso scallop)
Lineage: Eukaryota; Metazoa; Mollusca; Bivalvia; Pectinida; Pectinidae
Product: ADAMTS-like protein 2
Exons: 13
Coding region: 1-2025 (674 amino acids)
Biological process (GO): extracellular matrix organization
Cellular component (GO): extracellular matrix
Molecular function (GO): metalloendopeptidase activity
Source: RefSeq, a predicted model, not a curated record
AUGCAGUUGGUAACAGCAGCUGUAAAAUCCUCUGAUGGUAUCUUCUUCCUGAAUGACGUCAACAGACGCGAGCGUCUCGCCGGGACGUUUGCUAUUGCGGGUACCGUAAUAUAUUACCAGCAAAGCCAAAAUGGCGGUCCUUCCUCCCUCCGAUGGGAGGGACCCAACUCUGAGAACCUGAAUAUCCUCGGAUUUACACUGGAACAACACAGUACCAUCACUAUCGAGUACGAACUCACCAGGCAGGCUGGUACAUCUGAGCAUGACGUCAUCGAAUCUACGUCUCAAGAGGAAAGCUACGACUGGCAAAAGCUUCUUUACCAACACGUGGCCUCUGUCAAAGGAUUUCCUGUUCCACCACGACCUAUACCUAAUGACGUCACGAGAUCGAAUACAUCCACAAGUGCAACAGACACGUCAAGACUAAAAGUCAAAGCUGCGCCGGAAAAAGAAAACGUCCGCGAAUUAAAUGUACUUUCUGUAUCAAAAGAAACUACUACCACACUUCCAGUCGAAAUCAUUUCUACCCUUGAUGUUCUCAACAAUCCCUCUCCUCGUUCCAAAAAGAGAAAACGCCUUUCACGCAAACGAAAGCUAAAAUUGCGAAAAAAGAAUGUUCCAAAGUUCCUCCCAGUAAGCAUCGAACGUGACGCCAUCCCUAGCAGCCUUCGUACUGAUGACGCUGGCGAUACCCAAAGCUAUGACACAGAUUCUAACAGAGCCCGUAUGUCGGAUAACUUAGCUCGGAGCCUGGGUAUCGGUAUUAGUGUCCGGAGUGGCGCGACACAAGUUGACAACACAGAGGAAGGUAACGAGGAACUAUUUCGGCGAACAGAUAGCAGUGAUGUGUAUGAAUGGCGGAAGAAUACCAUCACACCAUGUAGUUCUACGUGUUCAUUCGGAACACAGAUCAGUUUGUUUAGAUGUGAACGGAACGAUGGUGUCCAGGUCAAUGAGAGUUUAUGCGACGUCAGCAUGCGUCCCAGCCCAACGUAUCACGAGUGUGGCCGGAAACGAUGCCAACCAAGGUGGGUGACUGGCCCCUGGGCGCCCUGUUCCAGGACAUGUGGUGGUGGGGAGUCUGUUCGGUCUGUACGGUGCUGGCAGAUGCUAGCCCCCGGGUUCGACAGUACGGUACACGCUUACCUGUGUGACCUAAGGGCGGAGCCGAUGUCGUCUCGCAGGUGUGGCGUCAUUCCAUGCGGCCCUCAAUGGGAAGUUUCUCAGUGGCAAGAGUGUACGUCGAUGUGUGGAAAUGGCUUCCAGACAAGACACGUCAGAUGUAGUAGCGGAAGUGAUGUUUACUGUUCAACUCGGUCAAGGCCACUAAGUAAGCGGUCAUGUCACCUGGCACAGUGUACGAACCAGUGGUACACCGUCAGUUGGUCUCCAUGUUCGGGCCUCUGUGGCAGAGGGACACGUCAGCGACACGUGGGUUGUAGGGAUCCACAGGGACGCCUCCUGGCGGAGAAUUUUUGUGAUCCUGACACGAAGCCGUUGUCCACCAUUGCCUGUAGUGAAUCCCUAUACUGUCCGCCAACUUGGGUGGCCCAGCCGUGGGGCAAGUGUGAUAUGAACUGCGGGAAGGGCGAGGUAACUCGGAAACUAAUAUGUGGUUCUGUCGUGGGGGGAAAGUUUCGCCUCCAGUCUGACGUCAACUGUAAACGUUCUCCGCGACCCCAGUCUACCACGCCCUGUUUCGUGGAGGAAUGCCGGGUAAUGUGGUUCACUACAACCUGGUCAGAGUGUUCAGAAACAUGUGGAGAAGACGCGGCGAAAACGAGGGAGGUCAGGUGUUACCUUGCCAACCAGACGUCAGACAGAUGUAAUGUGAACGAGAAACCGCAGACCACAGAAAGGUGCUUUCUUCGACCUUGUCCCAAACAAGACGACGACAAUUGUCAUGGUGAUCGUAUAGAGAAUUGCCAUUUGUUGGUACCAGACCUGUGUAGACAAACGUACUAUUCUUCUCAGUGCUGCGCCACCUGUCAACGAAAAUUAUCACAUGGGGUCAAAGAACCAUAACUCUGGCUUCAUCCAUUGCCAAACGAUUGUUCGGACAACUGAGAGAAAAGGGACACAACUAAACUUGGAUGUGUAGAAUGUGUGGACAUGUUAUAACUUCCAAUAAUUAUAAGUUAUGUUAAGGUAUGGCAAAACCCAGUUUUAACUGCUAGAAACAUUAUAUGAAUAAUUUCCCUUUGCUACAGCUGACAGCAUGAACACGUAUCAUAAGUAUUUAGUAGGUUUAAAUAGAAGAUAAAACAUACAGGAUAAACAGACUAACAGUUGCAUUAUAACGGAUAUACAAAGCUAAGCUCUCACAUACAUAGCUUAAUUGUGAUAAACACUGUACAUAGCUAAGUUAUAAACAUACGUUCUUAUCACUCAAAAUUUAUCCACAUAUUUAUACUCUUAACAGAUGCAUUUUGUACAUGUAUGUUGUUUCCGCUUUGUGUACAUUCCAGAAGUUAUCGCGCAUGAUGGAAUAUGUUUGAACGAAACUGUGUCGCAUGCCAUCAUAACUGUCACAGUUUUUUUUCAAUCAUAACUGUUUACGUUAAAAACAACCAAAACAAUUAAAUUAUUUUAUCGUUCUUUGUGGUCUCAAACUGGUUCACGAAAUGGCGGAACAGACAUUUUGCGAGAACAGGAUCGUGGUUUCUAUAGUUACCAGUUCCGCCAUUCGGGAAUUUCCUUAAUAGUUUGAAUUUGACGUCACGUCCAGAAUGAUGGAAACAUUCAAACAGUUUCCUAUUGAAACUUUUCACAUGUCGUGAUUCAUGCUUUUAUUGAAAUAAAGUAACACUUUAGAUUCGUAGGUUUAUGCAAAGUAAAUGUAAAUUUUAAUACUUAAAUGACUAUUUGGAACUGAUUCAUUUUCGUUUUCAAAGAAUUGUGAAUGUUUCGUCAUAGCCUGUUGAUCUCAUGAAUAAUUACACUGUCUGGUUUCUGGUUUUACGAAUGAACAUGAACGUAAAGGAAAUCCAAUCCUUAACAAAACAUAAUGAUUUGGGCGAAGGAAAAUAUUCAGUUAAAGAAAUUGUUCCUUAAUAUAGUUUGUAAAGUUGAGAAUUGAUCAUGAAAUUGGGACCAGAAAUCAAGUGUACAGCCCAGGCUAGGGUAGCAGUAUACAGUGGAAAUGGCCCGACUCUGAUCAACAAGGCACAUGUCGAGGAAAUGUAAACACAGCGGAUU